Molecule: messenger RNA, 1389 nt
Organism: Aplysia californica (California sea hare)
Lineage: Eukaryota; Metazoa; Mollusca; Gastropoda; Aplysiida; Aplysiidae
Exons: 2
Coding region: 301-981 (226 amino acids)
Source: RefSeq, a predicted model, not a curated record
AACAUAAAACUAUCUUGCCUUUCGUUCGGCGACGUUCGGCCGGCUUUUGUUUGGCAAGUUGGUUCAGCAUUGGAAAGCCCCCAUUGGCUUUCAAUUUCAAGAGAACUGAUGGAUGGGCAUACUAAUCUGUAACAUUUUCCACGACUGUGAAAAACCUAGAUUCUAGAUUUGGAUCAAGUACUUGAACCACAAUCGAAUCCUGCGCUGCAGCACUAGCCUUGCAAGUAGAUUUUAGAUCUAGAAUCUACACUGUACACUGUUUACUUAGAGUUUGGGCAAAGGCAAAUUACAGCAGCAGUCAUGUUGACCGCAGCUUCGGCACAGUUUUCCCGUCUCCAGUUCCUAAACGUUGGAGGUCUCCAUCAGUUAAAGUACUGUCAUCACUUUUUGCAACCCCUGCACUUGACAAGACGCCAUCUUCAGAGCCGCAUCGCAGGAAAAGGGAAGAGAAGUUUUGUUCCUAAAUACAAAGUGGAUGGAAUUUCGAGGGACUUCAGACUCAUUUACGAGAGUAAUUUAAAGAACUGGAUUACAAGUUUUCGAUUAACCGUGACUCUCACAGGAAUGAUAUCGACCGGAGUUAUUGUGUUUGGGUUACAGACACAGCCAGAGAAGAGGACUACUGGGGAAAUACAAACCUUGUGCUGUGCCGUUGCCCUUCUUUUCAUUAUAGUGAUUGUGACAAAUGUUGUGGCUAGACAGUUUUUCACGAGAAUAUACUACAACCCAUCCAGCAAGUGUUUUAUAGCCGUUCGUCGGACAAGCUUUGGCCGGUUAGAACAACUGAAAUAUACUGCUAAAGAUGUUCAGUCCAAGUUUGUAGAAGGUUCCGACAUUCAUGAAGGCACUCAAGUGACAAUCAUGGGUCGUAAGUGCCAUUUGAAUGCUUCAGAUUUUAUAUCGCCCUCCUUUUAUAAUGUGCAUUUAGGAACGAACCAUGAAGAACCACAAGAAUCAUAUUUUAAAGGUCCACCAGUUUAAUCUUUACACUUACAAGUUCUCUGGACCGUCAUAAUGACCUAACACUCACAGAAGAUGGAAAGUCGAUUGAAAAUUUGAUGAAUUUGGGACUUGCACGUUUUGGUUUGCUUUUCUGUCUGAAAUAUGUUUAUAUUGUUAUAAAAUUAUAUUUAGUUUAUUGACUGUGAACUGUGUGGUUUGAUAAAAAUUAUAUAGUCAUAUUUUGUUUUCUAUGUCAUUCAGAGCUGUUUGUGUGACUUGUUCUCUGUUGUUGUUUAAAUGAAUACAUCUACAUCGAGUAACAUUUAAAAGAAGUGUCAACAGUGUAACAGUACGUUCAAUUAUAAACUAUACUUAUACUACUGUCGAACUGGUUACACCACUCUGGCUCAUGAUCAUAUAGGCUAUUAGGCAAAGAUGAAAAAAAAA